This is a messenger RNA of Penicillium olsonii, 519 nucleotides long. Lineage: Eukaryota; Fungi; Ascomycota; Eurotiomycetes; Eurotiales; Aspergillaceae. The record is from the annotation of a GenBank genome assembly.
AUGGCCGAUGAUGAGGGCGCUUCACCCCGCGAGUUGGUCGUGGAAGCCUGCCGGCGGGACCAGUCUCACCUGAUUGAGCAAGUUCUGGGCGAGAUGCAAGAGCAGACGAACGAGCAGGUGGCACAAUUCUUCAAUGAAGUUACCGAUUCUAUGGGGAACUAUGCGCUGCACAUUUGUGCCCAAUACGGAAGCUAUGAGACUAUGGACGCACUCUUCGAUAUUCAAUACUUCGAAUGCGACCCUCUCACCCGCUUGGACAAAGACACGCCAUUACACACUGCAGUCCGGUAUGCCAACGAGAAAGACUCUGAGCUGGGUGCACACAUGAUCAGUAUGAUGUGCGAGGCAGGCUGUGACCCUAGAGUGCGGAAUAAGCAUGGGCAGAAGCCAGCUGAUCUGGUCUACAACAACAAUGAGAUCAAGCAAACCCUUCAGCAGAACGAGUACAUCAUGGCUGAGGGUAUUCAAAACACCGGAGGCGCCGAGUCCGAUGGUGGGGAGCCCAGUGAUAGUGACUAA